GACGGAGUGCUGACAGUGCAAUUCGGAGAGCAGCAUGGCACCUACGUCAUCAACCGUCAGAGUCCCAACCUGCAGAUCUGGCUGAGUUCCCCCUCAAGUGGCCCCAAGCGCUAUGACUACCUCCCCUCCCGACAGUCCUGGAUCUACAAACACGACAACAAGUCGCUGCACCAGUUACUACAGGAAGAGAUCACCGAAAUAGUUGGUGAGGAUGUUGUCAACUUCUAUGGUUGUGCGUAUUCCGGAAGUGAUUCUAGUCAAUGA
Messenger RNA from Nilaparvata lugens (brown planthopper), 264 nucleotides. RefSeq names its product frataxin homolog, mitochondrial-like. The record is from RefSeq and is a predicted model, not a curated record. The transcript has a single exon. Gene Ontology annotation, biological process: intracellular iron ion homeostasis; iron incorporation into metallo-sulfur cluster. Gene Ontology annotation, cellular component: mitochondrion. The annotation marks the transcript as partial. NCBI's taxonomy places the organism in Eukaryota, Metazoa, Arthropoda, Insecta, Hemiptera, Delphacidae. Gene Ontology annotation, molecular function: ferric iron binding; ferroxidase activity; ferrous iron binding.